AUCCAUUGGUGUUCGAUGAAGAUAUAGCUUCAUAAUAUAAAGUUUAAAAACAAUAUAAUAGAGGCAAAGUUAUAAAAAAAAAGUGAAUAAUUAUUUUUGCGCAUUAAUUCGUUUGAAGGUUAUUACUAUUGUUGUAUCAUCAAAUAAAGGUUAAUUGAAAAAAAAAACUUGCAUUGAUAUGUCGACUUCUAUGGGCAGUGGUGUCUCAAAGAUUUCAUCUCUUCCGGUCGACGCCACCUUCCGGUUGCCUUCGCCCUUGCCUGCGUGGCCCACCGGAGACGGUUUCGGGAAAGAAACUGUUGAUCUCGGAGGGUUAUUAGUGUCAGAAGUAACGAGCUUUACGAAAGUUGUCGCAACUCGAGAAGGUGGGCCCGGCGGCAACGGUGUCUCGUUUUUUGAGCCGUCCCCCGUGCCGGACGGAUUUUGCAUGCUCGGACACUAUGCGCAAGCCAACGACACGCCCCUCUUCGGGUGGGUCAUGGUGGGGAAGGACGCGAAGGGCGACGGCGGAAACUCCGCCGGAGCUCUGAAGGCGCCGGUGGAUUACACACAAGUUUGGAGGCAAGACGGCCCCACCGCCUACAUAUGGUGCCCGGUGGCCCCCACGGGCUACAAAGCCGUGGGUUAUGUUGUCACAACGUCAUCUGACAAGCCCUCGCUUGACAAGAUCCGUUGCGUUCAUGACGAAUUCACAGACGAUGCCGAAAGCGACGAAUUGAUAUGGGACUCCGAAGGGAUAAAAUUGUACGCCUCGAGGCCUAGAGAGAGAGGCAUCCGGGCAUCUGGCCUAAGUGCAGGCUCGUUUAUGGCCCAGUUGUCCAAUGGAGGUAAAGAGUCAACGCCGUUUACGGUACAUUGUUUGAAGAAUGUCAAGAAGUCGACAACAUCCGCAAUGCCCAAUCUAAACCAAAUCAAAGCGCUUGUUGAGGUUUACGCUCCUUGGAUCUACUUCGACUCUAACGAGCAAUACUUCCCUUCUUCAGUCACUUGGUUCUUCAAGAACGGUGCGUUACUCUACACGAAAGGCAAAGAAUCCGCACCGGUUGCAAUCGAGCCAACCGGUGCGAACCUCCCGCAAGGCGGCCCAGACGACGGUUCAUACUGGCUCGACCUCCCAAUUGAUGAAGCAGAAAAGGAAAGAGUAAAAAAGGGAAGCCUCAAAGACUUCACAUGUUAUAUCCAUGUGAAACCAAUGUUUGGUGGAGCCUUUACAGAUUUAGUUUUCUGGGUGUUUUACCCCUUUAACGGGCCGGCUCGAGCAAAAGUCGAGUUUGUGACCGUCAAGCUUGGAUCACUCGGGGAACACAUCGGAGAUUGGGAACAUGUGACGCUUAGGGUUAGCAACAUGAGCGGCGAGCUAAAAAAGGUGUACUUCUCGCAGCACAACGGAGGAAUGUGGGCGAACGCCUCUCAAGUCGAAUACCAAAAAGGGAACAAGCCCGUCGUCUAUUCGUCAUAUAACGGGCAUGCGGCUUACCCUAAAGCCGGGGACGUGUUACAAGGAAUCAAGAACAUAGGACUAAGGAAUGACACAGACAAAGGGAAGAUGUUCGUCGACACCGGGGCAAGCUUUUCUAUAGUCUCGGCAGAGCAUUUAGGCAAAGAUGUGGUUGCCGAGCCUCCAUGGCUAAACUAUACCAGAAAAUGGGGUCCGAAUACUACAAACAACGUCGGAAAAGAGAUUGACACAGUAAAAAAUGCCCCUCCGGGAAUCCUAAAAGUUGAAGUGGAGAAACUUGUUGGAAUCCUUCCUAGUGAGGCUUUGGGUGGAGAAGGACCAGCUGGUCCUAAGGGCAAAGACAGUUGGAGUGGAGAUGAAAGGAGCUAAUAAGCACACAAACACAUGCAUAGAGUUCUAAUAACUUAUGUUUCCUAUGGUAGGAUGAAACUAAAAUAAAACCCCAAUAAUAAAUGUGCAGAACAAAU
Messenger RNA from Cuscuta campestris, 1926 nucleotides. The record is from the annotation of a GenBank genome assembly. NCBI's taxonomy places the organism in Eukaryota, Viridiplantae, Streptophyta, Magnoliopsida, Solanales, Convolvulaceae.